AAACCUGAUCUCUACGGCCGUUACAUUGACGAUUGCAUCGGUGCCACCUCCUCUACCAAAGAGGAGCUCACUCAAUUUAUAACCGCCGUCAGUUUCUUUCAUCCGGCUCUUAAAUAUACCUGGGAAAUUUCCAACACUUCUUUGGCUUUUCUAGACAUCAAAAUUUCAAUUGAAGGCAACGGUUUAUGCACUAGUGCUUACUACAAACCUACAGAUUCACAUAGUUACUUGUUGUAUUCAUCUUCACAUCCAUCACACGUCAAGAACUCCAUACCUUUUUCACAGUUUCUCAGACUUCGUCGUUUACGUAGUGACGACUCUGAUUUUUCCGAAAAAUCAGAGGCAAUGUGCCAGUUUUUCGAUAAAUGUGGCUAUCCUGUUUCUGUCGUUCAAGCGGGCCACCACCGUGCCCAACAAAUUGAUCGACAGUCAGCUCUACAAACGGCUGAGAAGGAAAACACUGACCCGGCGCAUUCCAUUUACUCUUACAUUUCACCCUCACAACCACGCAGUUAA
This is a messenger RNA of Pocillopora meandrina, 516 nucleotides long. The record is from the annotation of a GenBank genome assembly. Lineage: Eukaryota; Metazoa; Cnidaria; Anthozoa; Scleractinia; Pocilloporidae.